AUGUCCCAAGAAUCAAUCCACUCCCAUUCCCUCUCAGACCCAGAAACAUUCUGGUCACAUCACGCGACCAGACUCCACUGGCAUACUAAACCCUCACGAGCUCUGAGUCAAUCCACUCAAUCUCACCAAUGGUCAUGGUUCCCUGACGGCGAGAUCUCCACCACCUACAACUGUGUCGAUCGCCACGUCCACGCAGGAAACGGCAACAACGUUGCCAUCAUCUGGGAGUCCCCGGUGACCGGCACCACCGAAAAAUACACCUACGCCCAACUCCUCGAGGAGGUUGAAGUCCUCGCCGGCGUCCUCAGAGAAGAGGGUGUGAAACGCGGCGAUGUAGUCCUAAUCUACAUGCCCAUGAUCCCCGCCGCUUUAAUCGCCUGCCUAGCAAUAACCCGUCUGGGCGCCAUCCACGCCGCCGUCUUCGGCGGCUUCGCCCCAGCAGCUCUAGCGCAGAGGAUCGACGGCGCCCGCCCCCGCGCCAUAAUGACCGCCUCCUGCGGCAUAGAGGGAGCCAAGGGCGCCAUCCCGUACAGGCCACUCGUCGAGGCCGCCGUGCAAUCGGCAUCCUUUAAGCCUUCCAAGGUCAUUGUCUGGCAGCGCGACCAACACCGCUGGAACCAGCCAGACAAGCGUGGCGGGCAGCGCAACUGGCAGCGACUCGUGAAGAGCGCGCGCAUGCGCGGUGUGCGGGCGGGCCCAGUGCCGAUCAAGAGCAAAGAGGGGCUGUAUGUUAUCUAUACGAGUGGCACGACGGGACUGCCGAAAGGCAUUCUUCGCGAAGCAGGCGGUCACGCCGUCGGUCUAGAACUUUCCAUCAGGUCACUUUUUGGAAUUAGAGGGCCUGGCGAUACGAUGUUCUGCGCUUCGGAUAUCGGAUGGGUGGUCGGGCACUCCUAUAUCCUGUACGCGCCGCUGCUGGUCGGCGCCACUACUGUGAUGUUCGAGGGGAAACCCGUCGGAACGCCCGACGCCGGUGUUUUCUGGCGGAUUGUCGAGAAGCAUAAUGUUAAUGUGCUGUUCACGGCCCCGACUGCUAUGCGUGCUAUCAGGAAAGAUGAUCCUGAUGAUCUGCUGAUCGGCGAGGUGGGCAGACGUGGUGGUUUGAGGUCUUUGCGCGCGCUCUUCUUGGCUGGCGAGCGCAGUGAACCGAGCAUCGUUAGCACUUACCAGGAUCUACUUGGUAAGUACGCGGCACGGGGUGCGCUGGUCAUUGAUAAUUGGUGGUCUUCUGAGUCAGGGUCUCCAAUUACGGGCGUGGCGUUGGAUAGCAGUGCUGCAGUUGUCCAGUCUGGAUCUGGGUCGGUAGAUCAGGUACCUCCUUUAUCGACGAGACCCGGUUCUGCGGGUUUGCCUAUGCCCGGCUUCGACGUUCGUAUUGUCGACGAUGAGGGUGACGAAGUCCCGCGGGGGACGAUGGGGAAUAUCGUCCUAGCGUUGCCGCUGGCACCAUCUGCGUUCACGACUCUUUUUCAGGACGAAGAGCGCUUCUAUCGUGGGUACCUGCUUCGGUUCCGCGGUCGCUGGCUUGAUACCGGUGAUGCGGGGAUGGUCGAUGCAGAUGGUUAUGUGCAUGUUAUGUCGCGGAGUGACGAUAUUAUCAACGUCGCUGCGCAUCGAUUCAGCACUGGCUCAAUUGAACAAGUAAUUCUCUCUCACCCACUCAUCAGUGAAGCCGUCGUAGUCGGGAUCCCGGAUCCCCUGAAAGGCUCUCUCCCUUUUGCAUUCAUCCAUUUGAAAGCGGAAGCGGGCGAGAACGUACCUGCGGUUCCGAGCGCGGAACUGUUCAAGCAAGUCAAUUCGCUUGUGCGCGAGCAGAUUGGCGCCAUUGCGUCUCUGGGUGGUAUCAUUCAGGGGCGAGGCAUGAUUCCUAAGACUAGGAGCGGGAAGACGCUUAGGAGGGUGCUUAGAGAGCUGGUUGAGCUGGGCUCUAAGGGGGAGUUCGAGAAGGCUGUUAGUGUUCCGCCUACUGUCGAGGAUGGGGAGGUUAUUGAGGUUGCGAGGAAAAGGGUUCGGGAGUACUUUUUGGAAAGAGAGAAGAUGAAGGCGAAGCUUUAA
Penicillium soppii is the source of this 2055-nucleotide messenger RNA. RefSeq names its product putative acyl-CoA synthetase. The record is from RefSeq and is a predicted model, not a curated record. Bases 1 to 2055 code for a protein of 684 amino acids. NCBI's taxonomy places the organism in Eukaryota, Fungi, Ascomycota, Eurotiomycetes, Eurotiales, Aspergillaceae. The transcript is spliced from 4 exons.